UUGCAGCUGGACCUCUUAUCAGUAGUGGGGCUGUGCUGUUGGAGAGAGUCAGGGGGAGGGAGUGUGAGAGCACAGGAAAAGGAAGGACACGAGCUAUCAUAUCAGACCCUGUUCCUGAAGCUCAGUGUUGCAAGAGGAGCAAAGGGGAUUUAUCGUGUUAAACAAGUGAUAAAAUAAAGCAGUAAUUCAUUCGGGGCUAUAAGAUCACGCUUCUAUCCUAACAUAACCCACUAGGGUUAUCUAUGGUCAUCAUGGACACGUGCGAAGAGAAUAGCCGUUGAUUAUUCCCGUUCUCUUCCACCAGAGCUGCUAUAAUCUGUUCACAUUGUUUAAAUUGGCUGAACAAAACCGAGCUCCAGGCAGGUGAAGAUCUGUCCACCUUCAGUGAUUUCUUUUGUGAGCUAAUCCUCAAAUGGUAUUGGACAUGAUUUGGACAGGAUGUGUCCUGGUACUUAUUCAGACUUUUACUGUCACCAUUGGGCAUAUCCUGGAACCACAGAGAUUAUUGGAGUUAAGAAAAACAGAAAGAAAAGUGUUCCUGGCCAAUGAAGCGGCACACCAAUUUUUCACCCGCAAGCUGCUGUAUAACAGUUGGGACUUUGAGAUGUUCACUAAGGGGAAUCUGGAAAGGGAGUGUAAUGAGGAAGUGUGUAACUACGAGGAGGCACGAGAAUGCUUUGAAGAUGAGAAAAAAACAAGGUUCCACCAGAUCUUCUCAACCCAGCUGAAGAUACCUAUGAUGUCUGUGUGCAGCAUGUAUAGGGAUAGGGUGUGUGACAUGGUAGCAAAACAAUCCUCUUUAUGUGAAUCUCUAACUGUGCUACACAGAUGUCCUUUGAGUACCAAAGACAGAAAGUUAAAUCGGCAAUGCAGGUUUUUAAAGUUUACUUUUUCUUUUUGUGUAAGGGUUUGUUUAACCCACAGAAACUACACAGUGCUUUAUGCAGAGCUAUUAUUUUCUACUAGUUCUUUAAAGCUGAGUUUUUACUUAACCAUAUAUGUGAAUAUUUGUAUUUGAUCUAAUAAACCCUCUAACAUAUAUAUUAGCCUUGACCACACUUAGUGAUUAGUUGUGAAAAUUUCUUUUGAGAAAUUUAAUAGAAACAUUUUUUUUUUUUGUAUGGAUGGCAGAGUUUUAGCAAAAUGAGUGGGCUCUCUGAUUACUAAUAAAUUAAAUUAUACCUAGAAUACUUUUCAACAUUAGUGUGUUCUAGAUAUGUUCCAUUAACUCUGAGUUGAGUGGGAAUCUUGUUCUGAGCAUUUUAAAGACAUAUUCCAGAGCCAUAAACUUGUGUAACACAGAGUAUACUAAAUCCAUGUAAAGCAAAUUACUUUGAAUGGAAUCUUGAAUGCUCUAACAACUACACUUAACUGGUACAAAAAUAUUGUAACCACUGUUCUUGGCUUUACAACUUCAGUUAUCAAGGAUACCCUUACUGACCACUGCUUAUCGCUCACUGUAAAAAAAAAAAAAAUAAGGCACUGAUUAACCUACCUAGACUUAAGCAGGGAUAUAUUUAAACCAUUUGUUUACGCGUUGGUGGAGCCAGAAAACAGAAGUUAAAGGGACAUUAAGUAUAGUAAAAUAUGCAAUAUAGAUUAUUUAUUUUUCCUUUUACCCAUGUAUAUUGCAGAUUGUGCCUUUAACCCCCCCCAUGUACUGGAGACCAGGAGGGCAAACUGCAUUUCUACUGGGAUUGUCUGUUUAUAGGGCAAUGCCACAGAAUAUCAAACCUUAAAUAAUUGCCCCAUUGUGUGGGUGGUCAAUGAUGAACAUUCAUUCUACCGAGCUUUUCAAGGGGGUGUAUCUUUGGAGAGCUCCGAGAUAUCAAAUCCAUGUUCGUUUUGCUAACACAAUCAGUUUUAAAUGUUUUUAAAACAUUUUUUUUGAAUGCAGUGUUCAAUAGCUUGUUUUAAUACAAUGCAUAUGUAAAUAAACUAUAAUGUCCCUUUACACUUUAAGAUGUCACAUGGUUACUGCAAAGUGCAAUUGUUCGUUUCAAUUAAUUAUGUAGGUAAAUGUUCUCUUUUUGUGUGUUUUGUUCCCAUAAAUGUGCAUUUUUUUUUUUUAAAGAUGAAAAUGGUACGGAAGAUUUCUGAAUAGAUGUAAUUACACCAUUUACAGCUUGUUCUUGUCUUGCUAAAAAUAUUUAUAGGCAUUAUGGAUUGGACACAAAAGUAGCACGUUUAUACCCCUUUUCGUUUAAAAAAAAAAAUAAAAUAAUGAAGUUAACAUUAUAACAUUUUAGUCUAGAUUUGAUCAGGAAAGAUAUAUACAGUGUGUGUGUGUAUAUGUGUAUGUAUGUAUAUAAUAUAUAUAUAUAUAUAUAUAUAUAUAUCUAUAUAUCUCUCUCUAUAUAUAUAUAUAUAUAUAUAUAUAUAUAUAUAUAUAUAUAUAUAUAUAUAUAUAUAUAUAUAUAUCUUGACCAAGACAAGCCUGCAUUUCUUAAUUUAAAUCAACCAAUAAAAAAAUGUACAAUUGUACAGAAUUUGUUUGGAAGCCCACAUAUGUAUAUGUUUUAGUGAAUUUAAGGGGGCACUAAAAACUAUUUUAUAGCAAAAGCACAUGAAUUGUAUUUGCACUUAUCAAACAUUGAUUGAUAGCUAAAAUUGGUGUAGCAGGGAAUCUGGAAGGGUAUUGUGGUUUGAAACCAAAAAAGAUAUUCCAAAAACAUGUAUAACGUUUUUGUUUUAAAGAGCGACGUAUUCUCAAAAAGGUUGAAGAAUCUGCUUAACUAUGACAGUUUAGACAUUAAUGUCCAUUUAAACCAGUUAAAUUUAAAUUUGUUCAUUUGCUAGUAAAUUUUAAGAUUAAACAUUUACAACAAAGCCUAGUUGCACAUUUCUUGUUGCCAAACUAGAUUUUUUUGUGAUUAUCUGGAUAAUUACACUAGAUGCCUUAUUUGUAGGAGGUUCUUGGUAGGAAAUGUAUAGAAAUGUGAACAGUAUAUGUCAUUUGUUAGAAAUACAUUUCACAAAAUGCCUUAAUUGUAUUUUUUAAAUAAAGAUGAUUUGAUAAUU
Messenger RNA from Bombina bombina (fire-bellied toad), 3021 nucleotides. It is a transcript of the gene PRRG2, whose product is annotated as proline rich and Gla domain 2. The record is from RefSeq and is a predicted model, not a curated record. Lineage: Eukaryota; Metazoa; Chordata; Amphibia; Anura; Bombinatoridae. Gene Ontology annotation, molecular function: calcium ion binding. Gene Ontology annotation, cellular component: extracellular region.